Ruditapes philippinarum (Manila clam) is the source of this 3201-nucleotide messenger RNA. RefSeq names its product multiple epidermal growth factor-like domains protein 6. The transcript has 22 exons. Gene Ontology annotation, molecular function: scavenger receptor activity. The record is from RefSeq and is a predicted model, not a curated record. NCBI's taxonomy places the organism in Eukaryota, Metazoa, Mollusca, Bivalvia, Venerida, Veneridae. Bases 1 to 3201 code for a protein of 1066 amino acids.
AUGGAGAAAGAAAUCAAUGUAGCUUUGAGUAAGGACGCAACACAGUUGGGAGUCUACUGGGCACCUGGACGAGCCGUGGAUGGUUGUUCUUUAAAUGAUGACCCUGAUACACAGCUAUGUUGUAGUGCCUCGGAAAGUGCGGAUCCAACCGGCUCAGAUAACUUUUGGCAAGUUGACCUUCAGGAGGUAUACAGUGUCGGGCUGAUUGUGGUGUAUGGCCGUAUAGCUCCAAAAGGUGUAGAGCAGUUAGGAAAUUUUAUCAUGUACGGGCAGUCAGGAAGCACCGGUGAUAGGGUGCAACUUUACAACAACACGGGAGUCGAGUACGGGGACGGUAUUUUCCGGGUGGACGUCAAUCCGGAGAAAAAUAUGUCUGUCAUUCGGCUAGAACGUCCUACCCAAAAUGGAAUUAUUACUCUUUGCGAGGUAGAGGUGUAUGAAGCUUGCGACGAUGGGUCAUACGGUACGAACUGUUCAUCUGAUUGUGGAAAAUGUAUGAACGACCUCCCUUGUGAUAAAGUUACGGGCGCAUGUUCCUCGGGUUGUGAAGCUGGCUGGGUAGGACCGGAAUGCCAACAGAGAGAAAAUAUUGCCCUGAACGCUACUACGUCUCAGUCCAGCACGGCAGCUGAUUGGACGUCUGAUCGAGCUGUAGACGGCUGCACCAAUCGGAGCGCAGAAGCUCCGUGUAGUAGUAAAACACAACCAAGCACGGAAAAUUUUCUUGAAAUAAACUUGGAUAAAAGAUAUACUGUCGGAAGAAUCGUUGUAACCGGACCGGAAGAGGAAGAGGAGCUAUCUGGUUUUCAAGUUUACUUCGGUUCUUUUUUGAGGCAGCUUUUAUACAGUAAUGUUGGCAAACCGUAUGGUGAUGGGAUAUUUACAAUAAAUCUCCUACCACCACUGGACAUUUCAACACUAAGAAUUAUCCGUGACAACAGCACUGUCAAUGUUUCACUUACUGUCUGCGAGGUGGAAGUAUACGAAGUUUGCCCUUCUGGUUUCUACGGUGACCUCUGUGACCAGCCAUGUGGAAAUUGCCUAGGAGGCGACGUUUGCUAUGGUAACACCGGAAGUUGUCCUAGAGAUUGCGCAGCUGGUUGGCAUGGUGACACGUGUGAUACAGCCUGCAGUCCUGGUACAUACGGUGAAAAUUGUGACACAGACUGUGGCGUCUGCUUUAAUAACCAGUCUUGUAACAUAGUAAACGGAAGUUGCCCGGAUGGUUGUGAUCCUGGGUACCAUGGAGAAGCGUGUGAUAUGGUGUGUACAAACGGAACUUACGGGUAUGGGUGCAAUGAGACAUGUGGCUUUUGUUUUAAUGACACACAUUGUGACGUCAUAUCCGGUAAUUGUUCAUCAUGUGCGGCCGGAUAUCAGGGAACCAUGUGCAAGACAGAAUGUGGACAUUCGACAUUUGGACCAGACUGUCUUCAUAUCUGUAACUGUUUAAACAAUGAUACGUGUGACACAAGCACGGGUAUUUGUCAGAAUGGAUGUGCGGCCGGAUGGGAAGGGACGACAUGUAGCGCUGAAUGUCAGAACUAUACAUUUGGUCUAAAUUGCUCGAAUGAAUGCGGACAUUGUGUGAACAAUGAGACUUGUGACGUCAUUUCCGGAAUAUGUCCGUCCGGAUGCGCACUAGGAUGGUUGAAUGAAAAUUGUAACGUCUCGUGUAGUUCUGGGUACUAUGGUGAGAACUGUACUGAGUCGUGCGGUCACUGUCUGAACAAUGAAACUUGUGAUUUCGAGACUGGAGUUUGUGCAAGCGGAUGUAAGGCAGGCUGGCAGGGGGAGAAAUGCAAAACGGAAUGCAACAAUGGAACGUUUGGAGAGAAUUGUGUUGGUAACUGUUAUUGCGCGGGUAUGGAGGCGUGUGAUAAAGAAACGGGAAUUUGUCCUUCCGGUUGCGAGAUAGGAUUUUCCGGAGAAUUUUGUCAAUUUGAUACAAAUAGGGCUAUAAAUAAAACAGCCAGACAGUCCACAACUUUAUCUGCCGGCGGCGUCGACUUCACAGCGGAUCUUGCAGUGGAUGGUAAUUUCGAACAGUCUGGACCAUCUAGGACUUGCAGCGCCACCCAGCCAGCACCGGCCGAUAACAAUCCACCUUUCUGGUUUGUAGAUAUGGACAACGUUACCAGGGUUGAUUAUGUGGUGGUUUAUGGGAAAGCAGAUACAUCAGCCGAGUUGGAAGGUUUUCUUCUGUACCUUAGUAACUCAACCAACAUCACUGGCCUGGAUCCCAUGUACAACAACACCGACGUACCGUAUGACAAUGGUGUUUUUAACGUCAGUUUUGGAAAUGGCGUGACGGCACAGUUUAUCUACAUCACUUUAGAAGAUGUUCGUACCCUGAGCCUGUGUGAAGUUCGUGUGUUUGGAGAAUGUCCAGACGGUACUUUUGGAGCCCAAUGUCAAGGCACGUGCUAUUGCGCAGACGGCAAUCCAUGUGAUAAGACUUCCGGUGUAUGUCCAGAUGGGGGCUGUAUUACAGGGUGGAUUGGUGAACAGUGUAACGAAACAUGUCGCCAGGGCUUUUAUGGAGAUGCAUGUUCAGGAAUAUGCGGAGCAUGCGCAGACAACAUGACGUGUCAUCACGUCACUGGUUUAUGUGACAACGGCUGUUCCGACGGCUGGUCAGGCGUCAUGUGUAAUACAUCUUGUGCACCGGGCAAGUAUGGAAAGGAAUGUAACUCUACAUGUGGGAAUUGUAAGAGUAAUGCCGCAUGUGAUCACGAGACAGGGGCAUGUACCGGAUGUGCUGCAGGGUAUCACGGAACUUUGUGUAUGACAGGGUGUACAAACUCAAGUUUUGGUGAAGAUUGUGCAGGAAUAUGCGGGAACUGCGUAAACAAGACCGAAUGUGACGUCAUAACCGGAAACUGUGACAGCGGCUGCGCUGACGGAUAUGUUGAACCAUUAUGUACAAAAGUGCAAGCGAUAGUUGGUGACGAUUCUGAUAGUGACAAAAACGUAGGUGCCAUUGUUGGGGGAGUGAUUGGUGGAGUAGCCGCUGUUAUUCUUAUUGGAGUUGUGUACAAACUCUGCAGUAAUCGAGGGAAGCUUCCAAGAACAGAAAAAGCCAUGUCAUAUUACCCUUCGAUGAGAUCGGCAGAGGCCGCCUCGGCAACUAACACUGGCUUCAACUCGAUGGAAGGUUCUGUUAACUAUUACAAUUUCGACAGCAACACUAGGUUAUGA